This is a messenger RNA of Nicotiana tabacum (common tobacco), 2337 nucleotides long. Its product is annotated as CBS domain-containing protein CBSCBSPB1. The record is from RefSeq and is a predicted model, not a curated record. Gene Ontology annotation, molecular function: protein binding. NCBI's taxonomy places the organism in Eukaryota, Viridiplantae, Streptophyta, Magnoliopsida, Solanales, Solanaceae.
AGGCCCACUCAGCACACGCGUCCUCAACAAAUUAUUCAAUUCAAUUCAGAGCUCAAACGCUAAUCCUCUCUUUCCCUCUCCCAUUUCGUAGGGUUUCCCUCCAUCUCUUCCUUUUCCUCGCCGGAAUAUUCUUCUCGGAAACCCUAUUCUCCGCCGUUGACUCCACUUUUUUAUUUAAUUUCAUUUUGUUUUGGCUCCAAUUUUUAACAGCAAAGCCUUCUUUGUCAUUAUUUGACCGUUGAAAACUAUCCAUUACGUGAUUACACGAUUUUUGGUUGUUCAAUUUUGAAAUCUUAAAUUCAAAGUUAUUUGUGGAUAAUUUUGAUUGCUGUUGAGUUCAGAUGCCGACGAGUCAAGGAGGAGGAUCAUCGUCGAGGAGAAGCAUGUCGUUGACGAGCUCUUCGUCUCUCGUUAAGAAGAAAGCAGCCACCGAAAAUGGAGGAGCGCAACCUGAUUCCGCUCACCGGAAGUCCAUUUCUUCAUCUCGUAACAUGGGACUGACUGGAGAGCGCACAGUGAAGAGACUGCGGCUAUCAAAAGCCCUAACAGUACCUGAUACUACAAGUAUUUAUGAAGCUUGCCGCAAGAUGGCUGCUCGCCGAGUUGAUGCUUUAUUGUUGACUGAUUCAAAUGCAUUACUAUGUGGUAUCCUGACGGAUAAGGAUAUAGCAACAAGGGUUAUUGCUCAAGAAGUUAAUAUACAGGAAACACCUGUUUCAAAGAUUAUGACGAAAAAUCCUGUUUUUGUGCUUUCUGACACACUUGCUGUGGAGGCUUUGCAGAAAAUGGUGCUAGGAAAAUUUAGACAUUUGCCAGUUGUAGAAAAUGGAGAGGUCGUUGCUUUGCUUGAUAUAGCAAAAUGCCUUUAUGAUGCAAUUGCUCGCCUCGAAAGGGCAGCUGAGAAAGGAAAGGCCAUUGCAGCUGCUGUUGAGGGAGUUGAAAAACACUGGGGGACAUCUGGUUCUGCAAGUUCUAAUACAUUUAUAGAAACACUUCGGGAGCAAAUGUUCAGGCCUUCACUGUCUACCAUCAUUUCUGAAAAUUCAAAGAUUGUUACAGUUGAACCAAGUGAUACUGUGUUAGCCACAGCAAAAAAAAUGCUCGAAUGUCGAACAAGCUCUGCAAUUGUAACAGUUGACAACAAACCACGAGGGAUUUUAACUUCAAAGGACUUAUUGAUGCGAGUCAUGGCACAAGAUCUUUCCCCUGAGUCCACUCUCGUAGAGAAGGUAAUGACGCCCAAUCCAGAAUGUGCUUCAAUAGAUAUGCCAAUUGUUGAUGCUUUACAUACAAUGCAUGAUGGGAAAUUUUUGCACCUUCCUGUAGUUGAUAAAGAGGGAAUUGUUGUUGCUGUUCUUGAUGUGCUUCAUAUCACUCAUGCAGCUGUAGCCACGGUGGGAAAUACUGCUGGAAUAAAUAAUGAAGCUGCAAACUCUAUGAUGCAAAGAUUUUGGGAUUCAGCUAUGGCAUUGACUCCGGAUGAUGAUGAAGAGACGCGGAGUGACAGUUCCUUGAAAUUGGCUUCUGAAGGGGCAGAAACAGGAAGAUCUAUUCCCUAUCCUUCAUCGAGCCAGCCAAAUAGUUUUUCAUUCAAGAUUGAAGACAAAAAGGGAAGAAUGCACAGAUUCAAUUGUGAUAUUCGGAACAUGACAGAUCUUAUAGCUGCAAUCAUUCAGAGAGUGGGGGAUGACAUUGACCGGGACAAUCUUCCUCAGAUUCUGUAUGAAGAUGAAGAUCAUGACAAGGUUGUAUUAGCAUCAGAUAGUGAUCUUACAGCAGCUGUUGACCAUGCAAGAUCUGCAGGUUGGAAGGGGCUGAAAUUGCAUUUAGACUAUUCAGGAAUAACUGGCCAUCGAAGGGGUUCAAGCUCCAGUAGUUUGGAUUAUGCUCAUACAGAAUCUGCUUGGGCUUCAGCCUACAGCACUGUAGCAGCCGGUGCUGCAUUAGUUGCAGGUUUAGGCGUACUAGCAUUCUUAAGGAGAUCUGGUAACUGAUUAUUUGAAAGAAGUUUACCACUUGAUAGACUGAGGAAUGGUAGUAGCACAUCGAUUCAUGUGAGCUCAAUCAGUCAAUUUGAUUUGAAUGGAUGUUGGUGCUAUGGUUGGAUGGUUGCUCUAUACGGGAAUCGUUUUACUUUUACCUUUUGCCUGGCAUCCAGAUUUGCAGGUUUUGCUGUAUACUUUAUACUGAUGUAAAUUACGCCCUAGAACUCCCUUACCUUGAAGUUGUCUUCAAUAAUGAACUGGCAAAAGGAAUGCAAUUUAUUGUGCCAAGAAUGUCAGGAAUUAAAAUGUGGGCUGCGAUACUUUCAGAAAUAAAAGAGAAAGGAAGAAGAAA